Molecule: messenger RNA, 2698 nt
Organism: Chilo suppressalis (striped riceborer)
Lineage: Eukaryota; Metazoa; Arthropoda; Insecta; Lepidoptera; Crambidae
Source: the annotation of a GenBank genome assembly
AUUAGCUCACAAAACAAGUCAAUAUUAAAUAUUAAAAUACAAAGCAGAUACAAUAAUAUAACCAAACUGUAACUCUAAAUAUGUGGGCAUAACAUGACAAAAUUUUAUUUGCUGAAGUAUACAGAGAAAGAAAAAUAUUUAAAAUCCAAUUUCAACAAUUAAACACACCAAAAAGUCAGUUUAACAAAAUUUGAAAUUAGGUAACAGAUUUUUUUGCUAACGUAGAAUUAAUCUUUGGAUUUCUUUCCGAAAUUCAAGAAUCCGACUAAAAAAAUGUCCAAGGAAGAAUGAUCCUUAUGCAGGUUAUCGUAUAGACGACACAUUUUGUGAUUAAAUUAUAAAAGGACGUGUUGUUUUUAUAAACUUGCUAAGGAAAUACCCUAUGGGUGAGAUUACGCGAUCUAAAUCUAAUAUUAAAACUAAGCGUUGAGGCACGGUAAUAUCCGUGGUUGAGGUAAGAAACGGUGAGUCGAGGAGUAAGUGUACGAUUUUAUAAUGGUAAAUUAACUGGUGAUAUUUGCGCCGGGAUAGCUACACCACCACCCCCCUCUCCCUUUCUUACAAAAGUAUUAUCACGAUCUCUCCAAAAACUACAUAUCUAGAGUCAAAAACUCAGCAUCGCCGACUCUCGCAUUAAGGUUCGUUUGUUGCAGCAUUACCACUUUGAAUGGCAAGGCUGAUCCGUUGACCAAUUUUUUUAUUAAAUUAAAACAUUGCCAAUUUCAUUGAAUAAAUAUAACUGUAUUACUUCAAGCCAUUUCUCUUUACAGAGCCAGAAAAUCAAAAUUAAAUUAGUUUACCAUUACCAUAAGUAGUUUUUGAAGCAACACGAGGUUAAGUCUAUAAUAGAUAACUUCUACUUUGACUAUGGUUAACUGACAAGACUUAUAUCAGAAAUUUAUUUCUCAUUAUAAUUUACAUAAAUUAUUGUAUAAUAUGUAUAAUAAUAACUUGGGCUUUGAUACACAGCUACUAAAUAUUAUGGUUAACUGAAAAGACUUAAUCAAAACUUUAUUUCUCAUAAUAAUUUCCAUUAAAUACUUAUAUUAUAUUAUUGUAAUGUAUUAUGUCAUAACUUGGAGCUAGGCUAAUUGGUGUAAGUGAAAGAAAGAGGAAUAAUUUAAGUGUUUGUAAUAUGUAACAAAGAAACUAAAAACCACUUGGCUGAUUUCAAAAAUUCUUCCACCAUUGGAAACCUCUAUUAUUUCUGGGUUUGUCGCCCAGGAAUACUUUUAUGUUUUAUCGGGGGCCUAGGCAAGGAAUUUUUAACAGCUCCGUAACGUAUCGCAUCCUCAAAGUUUCUAAGAAAACUAAGCACGCACGCACCUAAAAACAAACUAGAUUUCUUCAUUUAACGAUGACGAUACGUUACAAAGCUGACAAGAAAAUCGUAUUUGGGCCCUUAGAUGCUCUAAGGCUUCUUGGGCCUCAGAUCGCUAGUAACAUUAUAAUGAACGGUUACUUUUCCAUUGUUGCAGCGAGCGGUGCGCUCGCAGCCGGCACCAUUGCGUCUCCGUGGAGCACGCCGGCCGGCGCGCCCGACACCAACGGCUCGGGCGGCGCCGACGCCAAGCAUCUGGACGUCGGCGAUGCGAGCGACGACGAGAAGGAUCUCUCUGCAGCUGACGCAGAGGGAGUAUGGAGUCCAGAUAUCGAGCAGAGCUUCCAAGAAGCGCUGGCUAUCUAUCCCCCUUGCGGCAGACGCAAGAUCAUUCUCUCAGACGAGGGCAAGAUGUACGGAAGGAACGAAUUAAUAGCAAGGUAUAUUAAAUUACGGACAGGCAAGACUCGCACAAGAAAACAGGUUUCAUCGCACAUACAGGUGUUGGCGAGACGGAAAUUAAGAGAAAUACAGGCCAAACUCAAAGUGCAAUUUUGGCAGCCCGGCUUACAAGCAGGGACAUCGCAAGAUGUGAAGCCGUUCCCUGGCGCGGGGUACAAAGGCGUUGGUGUCGGCGUGGGUGGCGUAGGUGGCGUCGGUGGCGUGGGGGGCGCGGACGUGGCGCCGCCGCCACCGUGGGAGGGCCGCGCCAUCGCCACGCACAAGCUGCGGCUCGUCGAGUUCUCCGCCUUCGUGGAACACCCGCGGGACCCGGACACGUAUCCACCGAGUGCUGCACCGGCGCAACAUUUAUUCGUACAUAUAGGUGGUACCGUCACAUACGCCGAUCCGUUACUAGAGUCGGUAGACGUACAACAAAUAAACGAUAAGUUCCCUGAGAAGAAAGGAGGGCUCAAAGAGCUGUACGAGAAAGGUCCUAGGAAUGCGUUCUUCUUGGUGAAGUUCUGGGCGGACCUCAACACAAACAACCUGGACGACCCCGGUGCUUUCUAUGGGGUCACUAGUGUAUACGAAAGCAACGAGAACAUGACGAUAACGUGCAGCACGAAGGUGUGCUCGUUCGGCAAACAAGUCGUAGAGAAGGUGGAGACGGAGUACGCGCGGUUCGAGAGCGGCCGCUUCGUGUAUCGCAUCCACCGCUCGCCCAUGUGCGAGUACAUGGUCAACUUCAUACACAAGCUGAAGCACUUGCCCGAGAAGUACAUGAUGAACAGCGUGCUGGAGAACUUCACCAUACUGCAGGUGGUAUCUAACAGGGACACUCAGGAGACGUUGUUGUGCGCCGCGUUCGUAUUCGAGGUGUCGAACAGCGAGCACGGAGCUCAGCACCACAUCUACAGGCUCGUUAAAGACUGA